Molecule: messenger RNA, 1136 nt
Organism: Gracilinanus agilis (Agile Gracile Mouse Opossum)
Lineage: Eukaryota; Metazoa; Chordata; Mammalia; Didelphimorphia; Didelphidae
Gene: OSTC
Product: oligosaccharyltransferase complex non-catalytic subunit
Exons: 4
Coding region: 84-533 (149 amino acids)
Cellular component (GO): oligosaccharyltransferase complex
Source: RefSeq, a predicted model, not a curated record
GCGGCGGAGGCUGCAGCGGGGCGGCGGCUCUGCAGCGCUAACGCCGUGGAGCUAGGGUCUUGGGGCCGCCGGAAGCAGCCGACAUGGAGACGUUGUACCGGGUGCCCUUCGUGGUCCUUGAGUGUCCCAAUCUGAAGCUGAAGAAGCCGCCAUGGGCUCACAUGCCGUCGGCUAUGACCGUGUACGCCCUGGUGGUGGUGUCUUACUUUCUCAUCACUGGAGGAAUAAUUUAUGAUGUCAUUGUGGAACCUCCUAGUGUUGGAUCUAUGACAGACGAACAUGGACACCAGAGACCAGUGGCUUUCUUGGCAUAUAGAGUAAAUGGACAGUAUAUUAUGGAAGGACUUGCAUCCAGUUUCCUAUUUACAAUGGGAGGUCUAGGUUUCAUAAUCCUAGACCGAUCCAAUGCACCAAAUAUUCCCAAGCUCAACAGAUUUCUUCUUCUAUUCAUCGGCUUUGUCAGUGUCCUCUUGAGUUUCUUCAUGGCAAGAGUAUUCAUGAGAAUGAAGCUGCCGGGCUAUCUCCUGGGUUAGAGUUCCUUUUGUGAAGGCACAACAAUAAAUGGAUUCGCUCCUUUCAAUGAUGUUUUAAAGGCCAUUCCUGCCCUUCAGGACAAACCUUGGAACAGGGAAUUUCUGUCUGGAAAUGACAUAAGGAAAGGUCUGGUGUAAAAAUGCAGUUUAUUGGGAAAAACCUUCUUUGUCCCAUUGAUGUGAUAAAGUUAUAAUAAUAAUAGUAGUAGGAAUAGUAGUAGUAAUAAUAACAUCAUUGUUUUUCCAUGUUGACCUGCCUACCAUUCUUGUCAAGUAGUCACAUUUGUCUUCUUUAUUUUUUCCCUCUGUUUUUGAGAGAAAAUAUUUUCCUUUGUAUGAUGAAAGUAUUAAAUAAACUAUCCUUCAAGCCCAUUUGUAAAGUUCACAUUUUUAGGAAAAGGCACAUCUGGUGAAGAUGUGCACAAGUAAAUUCAGGGAGCUGGAGCCUCCAGGCUGAUGACUCCAUCGAGGGGAUCAGCUUUGCCUUGACCCUAUGUUCUUUUAAGUGUAGCUCUCAAAGUCUGUGGGUUUAUGUGAGAUGGUGUUCCUGAAACAAUGAGAUGUGUAAAAGGAGCCAAAAUAAAUCAUUUUUUUUCUACUGAA